Synchiropus splendidus (mandarinfish) is the source of this 2184-nucleotide messenger RNA. Its product is annotated as tripartite motif-containing protein 16-like. The record is from RefSeq and is a predicted model, not a curated record. Gene Ontology annotation, molecular function: protein binding; zinc ion binding. Lineage: Eukaryota; Metazoa; Chordata; Actinopteri; Syngnathiformes; Callionymidae. The coding region runs from base 138 to 1748 and encodes 536 amino acids. The transcript has a single exon.
CAAAACAAGGAUCAUUGACAGGAAUCAUCACGUGGUUUCAAGGAAGUCAGAAAACAUGUCCAACAAGUCUCGUCAGAUUCCGGCACGCCACACCGAGCUCACAGUCUGUGAGGGAACGUUUCCUUGACAGCAGCGAAAUGGAGGCGAACAGAGUCGAAGUGCUCACCUGUUCCAUCUGUCUGGACCUCCUGAAGGACCCCGUCAGUCUUCUCUGUGGACACAACUACUGUAAAGCCUGUAUUGAAGGUUUCUGGGACAGUGGAGAAGAGAACAUCUACCGGUGUCCUCAGUGCCGACAGACCUUCACCCCGAGGCCUCUCCUGCAGAAGAACACUGUGUUAGCAGAGUUAGUGGAGCAGCUGAAAGAGACUGGAGCUGUUGACCUCUGCUAUGCUGGACCUGAAGAUGUGGCCUGUGACGUCUGUACUGGGAGGAAACUGAGAGCCCUCAAAUCCUGCCUGAUGUGUCUGGUCUCUUACUGUGAGCAACACAUCCAGCCUCAUCUUGAAGCUCCGGCCUUCAGGAGACACAGGCUGAUCCACCCGUCCAAGCAGCUCCAGGAGAUCAUCUGCCCUCAACACGAUGAGGAGAAGAAGAUGUUCUGUCGUAAUGAUCAGCAGGUGAUCUGUCACCUCUGUGCUGAGGACCAACACAAAGACCACCACAUUGUCUCGGCCACAGCAGAGAGAAGAGAGCGAGAGAAAGAGGUGGAUCAGAGUCGAGGAAGGAUCCAGAGGAGGAUCCAGAAGAGGGAGGAAGAGUUGAAGCUGCUUCAGCAGGAGGAGGAGCACAUCACCAUCUCUGCUGAUAAAGCAGUGAAGGACAGUCAGAAGACCCUCAACAAGCUGAUCCAGAAGCUCCAGAGAAUGAUUUCUGAUGAGAAGCAGCAGAUCAGAUCCCAGCAGCAGAGAGAGAUGGUUCGAGUCCGAGGACUUCAGCAGCAGCUGAAGCAGGAGAUUACUGAGCUGAAGAAGAAAGAUGCUGAGCUGCAGCAGCUGUCACUCAUCGACAGUCACACGGUCUUUCUCCAGAACUUGUCCUCACUGUCAGAGGUCAGUGAAGACACGCUUUCCUCAUCGUCCCACGCCCCUCCUCAGGUCUGCUAUGAGGAAGUGGCAGCAGCCGUGUCAGCCAGCAGAGCCCGACUCCAGGACCUUCUGAGAGACACCUGGUCCAACAUCUCACUGAUGCUCGCUCCUGAGCCCAAGACCAGAGAUGAGUUCCUCAGGUACUCUGUGGACAUCACCAUGGAUCCAAACACUGCACACGCAGAGUUGAAGUUGUCAGAAGGACGAAGGAAGGUGACAGACAUGGGAAAAGAUCAGGCUCCUCCUCAUGAUCCUGCCAGGUUCACUGACUAUCCUCAGGUCCUGAGUAAGGGGACGCUGACUGGACGUUGUUACUGGGAGGUGGAGUGGACUGGAUACACUGGAGAAGUAGCAGUCUCAUACAAGGAUAUCAGCAGAUCAGGAAGAGAAUGCUCAUUUGGACGUAACCACCAAUCCUGGUCAUUAUCUUGUAACAACUCUGGCUGUUCUUUUAAACACAACAGAGUCACAACUGAAGUCUCCGGUGCUCCGUCCUCCACGGUGGGAGUGUACCUGGAUCACCCUGCAGGGCUCCUGUCCUUCUACAGCGUCUCCGACACCAUGACCCUCCUCCACAGAGUCCAGACCUCCUUCACUCAGCCUCUUCAUGCUGGAGUAUAUGUUGGAUCCACCUGCGAGUUCCUGAAACUGAAACAUUGAGACACACUGGUCCUGCAUCCCCACGUCACACGAUCAGAACCGGCCCUCUUCCAUGGGAUCACAUGUAGAUUGCGCAACUAAAUCGACUCAUGUAUGUAGUGAAAAUCAUUGGUGUUUGGAGCGAUCAUGUGUUUUAACGUCCGGUGAACUUCAGUCUCAGUUUAUAGCCUAUAUUUCAUCCAUGAACUCUCUGCUUUCACCAUGUCGGCUCUUUUAAAUGCCACGCUCCCUCGUCGUGUUCGUCCAGCUCUACUGCCAAUAUUGUGCUAUCCUCAUACCCACGUAACACUUUCAAAUACACUUCAUGUUGUUUUAGGAUGUUUUGAUUCUCCAGUCUCGUAAUUCUAAACGUCUAUUUGUUAUUGUUGAGUUGAUAUAAGUGAAUGUUUCCUUCGCAUCUGUAUGUAAUGACCAAAAGUCAGUCUCAAAUAAAACA